AUUGGAACUGCUGCGGCUGUGAUCGGUUUACUGCCGAGCGAUGCGGGGCAGCUGAACGAAGGGCUGCCCAAAAGCCGAUCCCCACCCUAUUCGUCUGCACACGUCCCGUCGGCGUACAACUGGUCACAUGGCUGCCCUCGGCGAACUGCGACGGCGGGGCAGCCAUCAAAAGCGUAAACCGUCCGCGAGGCGCCUCCGGGCGCCGCUCGCGGCGCUCGCGGCCAUUGCCGCGAUAGUAUACGUCGCGAAGCGCCCGGCGCCUUCGAGCCCGUUCCACCGCCCGCGCACGGACGAGGAGAAGGCCCAGGAGAGGAAGAAGCUCGCGCGCCACCCCCUCUUCGCGUUCAAGAGGCGCACGGAGCUCUGGGAGCGGUGGCCCGACGGGACGCUGGGGAUGGUCGUCUCGGCCUACCGCGACGACCUCGCUUGGCUGAGGAACGUCGAGGCGAUCGGGAUCAGAACCCACGUCUACGGGCGGCCCGGGGCCGAGGCACCGAACGCCAACGACCAGCUCCCGGUCAACCGCGGCGACGAGGCCGCCGCGUACUUUAGGUACUUGGUGGACCACUACGACGAUUUACCGGAGUACGUCAUGUUCGUGCACGGCCACGAGUACGCCUACCACGCGCCGACGAGCAUGGCCACGACGUGCCGCCUGGACGUCCCGGCGGCCGUCGAGGCGAUGGGCGGCUUCGCGUCGCUCAACCACGACAAGCGGGGGCGGACGGUGCGGAAGUACGCCGACCGCCUCAUGCCGGCGCCGUGGAGCCCCGCCUUCCUGGCGCGGGCCCUCGCCGAGUUGUAUGGAACCGCCGAACAACCACCAGUAUCGACGCCCACCAAGCUCGCGUUCCCGGCGUCGGCGCAGUUCGCCGCAUCACGAAAUGCUAUUCGCACGCGGCCGCGCGCCUUCUACGCGCGCGCCUACAACCUCUCCACGGCGGCGACGCCCGAGACCUGCCGCGGCCGCACGUGCGGCGGCUACUUCUUCGAGCAGCAGUACCACUACAUCUUCGGGCGCGCGUGGGAUUUUGAUGACGGCGUCCGCGUGGACUACGCGCGCUGGAAGGUCCGUAUCGAGUCCUAGCGAGGAAGCCGUCCUUAGACUGUUUGUGUUUUGAGGCCUGCCCCAGGGUGGGUAAUAGCUAUAGUCAA
Molecule: messenger RNA, 1155 nt
Organism: Pelagomonas calceolata
Lineage: Eukaryota; Pelagophyceae; Pelagomonadales; Pelagomonadaceae
Source: the annotation of a GenBank genome assembly